Molecule: messenger RNA, 2174 nt
Organism: Mercurialis annua (annual mercury)
Lineage: Eukaryota; Viridiplantae; Streptophyta; Magnoliopsida; Malpighiales; Euphorbiaceae
Exons: 4
Coding region: 27-2051 (674 amino acids)
Source: RefSeq, a predicted model, not a curated record
CUGGGAGACUGGCUUGCCCUCACUGCAUGGAAAAUACAGAUGCUUUCACGCUGAAAGGGAGUAGAAAACAGUCGUGGUUUGACUGCCACAGAAAGUUCUUGCCUCGUGGUCACCCGUACCGUCGUAACACAACUCAAUUCCGUAAAGGGAAAACCGUAAACAAAGAAUUCGGACACCCGAAAACCGGAGAAGAAUUGUUGGCAGAGGUGGACAGUCUGGGGUUUAUGAAGGCAUAUGAAUUUGGGGCUGAGAAAAAUAAUGCUGCGAAGUCGGAAAAUUAUGGUUGGAAUAAAAAAAGUAUUUUCUGGGAUUUGCCGUAUUGGAAAACAAAUCUCAUUCGUCACAAUCUCGAUGUCAUGCACAUUGAGAAAAACGUAUUCGACAACAUUUUCAAUACGGUACUAAAUGUUCCCGGGAAAACGAAAGACCAUGCAAAAUCUAGAGAGGAGUUGAAUGACAUAUGUGAUCGGCCUGAGUUAGCUAAAGAUCCGGUUACUGGGAGAUUUCCUAAGGCGAUGUAUGCUUUGGACAGGGACGGGAAAAAAGCUUUACUUGAGUGGAUUAAGUUAAUAAGGUUUCCAGAUGGCUACGCGUCCAACUUGUCCAGAUGUGUCGAUACAAUCGGUCUGAAAAUGCAUGGAAUGAAAAGUCACGACUGCCACAUUUUUAUGCAAAGACUUCUGCCAAUCGCUCUCCGUGAGCUAUUACCGAAGGAAGUCUGGGAGCCUUUAACAGAGCUGAGUAUCUUCUUUCGUGAGUUAACCUCCACGUCUCUAACAGAGAUAGAUCUAGAUCGUAUGAGGCUGGAAAUCCCAAAGAUACUGUGCAAGCUGGAACGUAUUUUUCCGCCCAGCUUUUUUGACUCCAUGGAACAUCUACCCGUACAUCUGCCGUACGAAGCUAUGAUGGCAGGUCCGGUUCAGUAUCGCUGGAUGUAUCCAUUUGAAAGAUAUUUGAGAAAGCUGAAAAAAAAAGUCAGCAAUAAAGGGAGGGUGGAAGGAAGCAUCAGUAGCGGAUACUUGAAUGAAGAAACCGCAAAAUUUGCAGCUUAUUACUUUUCAGAAGGUGACCCAAUGAUACCUGAGCGGCCGCAAAGGAAUGAAGUUUAUGACAUUGAAGUCGAUGACGAUGUGGACAGACUAUCUAUUUUCAAGCCGCACGGGCAAUCAGUGGGUGCUUGCCGCAAGAGAUAUCUUGAAGAUUCUGAGAUUGUUGCUGCUCGGACAUAUGUUCUGUUGAAUUGUUCAGAAAUUGAAAAUUACAGAGAGGUUUUCGAAGGCGAGUUGCGCAGAGAAAACCCUGAAAUCACCAUCUCUCAAAUUGAAGCGAAGUUCGAGAGUCAAUUUGCCUACUGGUUUCAACAAUACGUGCAAGAUCCAACUGUUUGUACUAAUCCCUUUAUUCUUAGUCUCGCUAAAGGACCUCUUAGAUCAGUAAGAACAUUUAAGGGGUACCGUGUAAACGGAUUUAAGUUUCAGACUCAAGCUUAUGGGGAGGAACAGCUUACUAUGAAUAGUGGAGUCUGCGUGAAGGGAACUCAAUAUGUCGACAGCGAAAAUGACUUUUAUGGAGUUCUGACAGACAUAAUUGAGCUGGAGUAUCCGGCUCUUCCAAUGAAGACGACUGUCUUAUUUAAAUGCGAGUGGUUCGACCCAGCACGAAAUUCUGGCACAAUUAGUAACAAAAAAUACAAUAUGGUGGAUAUUAAUAACAGAAGGAGAUACAAUAAGUAUGAACCAUUCAUCUUAGCCGAACAGGCCGACCAGGUUCAUUACCUGCCAUAUCCUAGUAAAAGAAGGGAUAAAUUAAAUUGGUGGGCAGUUUGCAGGACAAAGGCAAGAUCUGAACUUGACAUGCCCGAGGGGAUUAUCCCGGCUUUUCAAGACGUGAUAGAAGAAAAUCCUCUCAUUGUUGCAACGGACGACAAUUCGACAUAUUUAGCUGAUGACAACGGAGAAGCUGAAGAAGAUGCGUUGUUCGUGCCUCCUGAUGAAACAGAAUCUGACUUUAUCGCAUCCUCAUCAGAUGAAGAUGAAAUUGAAGAACUUUAGUAGCUUAGAGUAUUUUAUGUAUUAGCAUGUUUCUUAAUUAUAAUUAUGUUUUAUAAUUAUUUAUUCAAGUGUACUAUUUUAAAUUGAAUUCAUAUUUCUUAGUUAUAUGUUUCACUUAUGUUA